This is a messenger RNA of Rhizoctonia solani, 2199 nucleotides long. RefSeq lists its product as uncharacterized. Bases 1 to 2199 code for a protein of 732 amino acids. Lineage: Eukaryota; Fungi; Basidiomycota; Agaricomycetes; Cantharellales; Ceratobasidiaceae. The record is from RefSeq and is a predicted model, not a curated record. The transcript has 4 exons.
AUGGUCUCCUCUAGAAGGUUUAGUGAGCUGUUUAAUGAUCCACCUCCUAGGGAUCAACUUAGAGAUAGACUAGCUCCCUUAGCUGAAGGAGGAGGAGGAAAUGACCCACCAUAUGAUAGCGAUGAGGGAGAUUUUGAUAACUCUGGUAGAAGAAGGAACAACCCACCUAGAAGGAAUGGAGGAGGACCUCCCAACGACCCAGAAGACCCAGGAAAUGAACCAUAUGCUCAAGCAAAUGCAGCUAGAGCUAGACCUUUCAAUCCAGCUCCUGUACAUUUUGAUACUAAGCUGAAACCUGACAUAAUCCCAGAGUGGGAUGGAGACACUAAGAAGCUAAUUCAGCUUGGACAGCAGAUUCCUCUCAGGUUCACAGGAAGAGCUCUUAGAUGGUUCAAUGCAUUAGAUAAGGACUAUAGGCGAAUUAUAACUGAAGAUUGGCCAGCACUUAGGCAAGCUAUCACUAUCCACUUCAUGAAUAGGACCUUCCUGAACAGAAGCAAGAAUGAAGCCAUGCGCAUCAGGAAGAUGGAAGCUCUCACUAUUGUCAGUGACUGGACUGACUCUGAAUUAAUCUUUGAAAUCAUGAAUGGUGCUCCUAAGUCCUGGACCACGCAUAUAGACACCUCAAGAAUAGUCACUUGGGAAGACUUCCUUGACAAGAUUGCAUGGCAUGAGGAGGACCUUUUGGGAAAAGAUUCUUCUCAUAACUCUGACAUACAGCGUCAACUACACCAGAUGCAAUCUACUCUCAAGAGACUAGAAGGAAACAGGCACUCUAGGCCAAGUGCGCGCUCACACUUAGCAGGAUCUAAACCAGUAGGAUGGCAUCAAAAUAAUCCUCCACCAAAAUACCCUAAGGAUGACUCUACAGUAUCUAAAGGUAAAACUCCUAAAGACAAGAAAGCUAGACCUUGUAGACACUGUGGAAGUAUGAUGCACUGGGAUAGAGACUGUAAGCAUGCCAAGAAGAACUCCAGAUUUGUGCAAUCACAUAUGGCACAAGCAGAUGAUGAUGAAUGGGAAGCACAGGAAGCUUAUGAAGAUCUCUGUGAUGAAGCCUACCUUGAUGAAACAGAAUAUGACACUGAAGGAGAAGAGUCUGUUUCUGAGGAAGAGCAGGAUUUUCAUAAGCCCCUUCAGUCAUUAGCUGUCUCUACCUCCAGCGCUAAGCCCAGCUCUGGAUCCCAGGAGGAACAGCAUGGUCUGGAGGGGACCACUGUCAGCCAGGGUACUAACUCUGCUGACCAGGGCAGUAAGGAAUCUGAUUCAUCUGUAUUCUCUGGAUAUUCAUACAGCUAUUGCCAAAAUGGAGAAGAAAUCACUCUCAAGCGAUUAAUGUCAAGACCACCAGGAACUGCUUUCUUUGGAUCUAAAGCCACCAUCAUCAAAGGUUGGCUUCAGACAAAUAAUGGACCUAAGAAGCGCAUCACCUUUGACUCAGGAUCAGAGAUCACUCUCAUUAAUGAGUCAAUACUUAAAACUCUAGAUCCAUCACCUAGAGUGCGCAUUGGACAAAAACUCAAGUUAAUUCAAGUUACUGGGAAUAGUAGCUUAUCACAGUAUAUUUCCCUUCCUAUCAUCUUUGAUACUGAACAAGGAUUAGUUAAAAUGAUUGUAGAAGCCUACAUAGUUCCUAACAUGAACACACCUUUUAUCUUAGGAACAGACUUUGCAUCUCAGUAUCAACUGUCAUUAGUUAGGAAUGGAGAAGGAACAAGGAUAGUUUUUGGGGAUACAGGACGUUCUAUUCCUGUGGAAGAAUCAGAUUCCAGCCCAAGAAUUGACCAACAAGGUAAUACCUUUAUGGUUGAAGUUGCGCAAGGAUUCAUCAAGAAUUCUGAGAAAAUCAAGAUCUCUAAGAAAGCCUACAAGAAGCGACUCCAACAUAGGAAAUUACCUCCCAAUACUGUCAAAGUAAAAGUCUAUGAGACAGUUACUAUCCCAGCGCAUACCAUCAAGCUCAUCAAAGUCAAGACAAUAUGGAAGGAAGGUCAAGCCUCUGGUUUUAUGGACAGAUCUUUCAAUUCCCAUCGACAAGAAGAACAUCUGUUUGCAAUAACAGACUGCCUGAUAGAUAGGAACAAUCCUAAGAUUCAGGUUUCUAACCUAUCAGAACAUCCUUUAAGAUUGCAAGGAGGAGAAAUUCUUGGAUAUAUGCAUGAUCCCAAUGAAUACCUUGCAAAAAAAGGACAUUACUAA